GUCCCCUAUUAUGAAAACUAUUAAAAUACGUUGUGAUUGAUUUCAAUCUUUUACAUAUUUGUUAUUAAGUAAAUAUAAUUUAAUUUAUUCAUGCAUUAAUAUAUUUUAAAAUACUGCUAUAGAACAGCUUUUCUAAGCAUCAGAAGAAUGCAUGAGCAUCUUUCUUCUUUAUUUUUGAUAAUUCAUAAUUCAUAGGGUGCCACCUGAAUAGACAAACAGAAAGAAUUAAUUUUUGCACUGUCAUUCGUCGAAUCGAAUGUUUUCUUUUGUUUUUUUAUUUUAUUUUUUUAUUUCAUGUGUUUAUGGAACAUCCCACGCAUAUUCAUUAUGGAAGUUAAAAACUAUACAUGUAAGACCACAUUAAUUGCUUGAGCAAAAUCACAUACUUGGAGAUUGAUUGAAUAAAAGCAACCGUAUCAACUUAAUUAAUCUCCAAUGGCUUCUAGUCAGCUUGUUGUCUUCGCCAUUGUGGCAAUUAUCCUUCCUGCAGUAGCUAUGGCAACUGAUUUUCUUGUUGGGGAUGAUAAAGGCUGGACUGUUGGUGUUAACUGUACCGAAUGGAGUAAUGGCAAAGCAUUCUACGCCGGUGACAGAUUAGUAUUUUUGCAGUGUUCACCACAUAACGUGUACAGAGUUAACGGGACUAGCUUCAAGGAAUGCAAUCCAUCAGGAAUUCUUAUGAACAGUGGAAAUGAUACAGUCAUACUUGACCUACCAGGUAAGAAAUGGUUCAUUUGUGGCGUUUCAAGUCGCUGUGAGGUUGGACAGAAGCUAGUCACUGCGAGGUUGGAACCCACGCCAGCUACGGAAUCCAACUAA
Messenger RNA from Ricinus communis (castor bean), 819 nucleotides. Its product is annotated as blue copper protein 1a. The transcript is spliced from 2 exons. NCBI's taxonomy places the organism in Eukaryota, Viridiplantae, Streptophyta, Magnoliopsida, Malpighiales, Euphorbiaceae. The record is from RefSeq and is a predicted model, not a curated record. Gene Ontology annotation, molecular function: electron transfer activity. Gene Ontology annotation, cellular component: plasma membrane. The coding region runs from base 436 to 819 and encodes 127 amino acids.